This is a messenger RNA of Triticum aestivum (bread wheat), 5059 nucleotides long. RefSeq lists its product as uncharacterized. The transcript has 2 exons. Bases 1820 to 2602 code for a protein of 260 amino acids. Lineage: Eukaryota; Viridiplantae; Streptophyta; Magnoliopsida; Poales; Poaceae. The record is from RefSeq and is a predicted model, not a curated record.
CCCUUCGGGCCUGGCUACAUCUCAUCUCUCUCCCUCUCCCCUUCUUCUCCAUCACCGGCCGCCGCCACGGCCAGGCCGGCAUGGUGGUGAGCCAUUCACCCAGCGCCACCAUCUCCUUCUCCUCCCCGAAGCCAUCCAUCUCCACCGUCCGUGCCCAGCGCCAACCAGCACCGCCUCCAUCCAUCACCCAGCGCCACCACUACUCCUCCUACCUCCAGUGCCUACAUCCACCACACCAGCCGCUCCCUCACGCGCCGCAUCAGACACUCCGGCGCGAGUGUCUGGUCACCCGCGUGAGUGCGCCACCCAACUCCUUCGCCUCGGAUCUAUCUCACAGACCACCAGUGUGCCACCACCAUCGCCAACUCCCUCUUCCUUCUUCUGCUCUCUGCCUGCUGCUGCUUCUUCUUCCCACGCCCCUGCUGCUGCUUGCUCUCUCAAUCUCUGCUACUACUUCUCCAUCUCUUGCUGCUACUUCUUCUCUGAACCUCAUUUCUUCUCCUUGCAUCCCCUUGUUGCUGCUCCAUUCCCAAACUGCUGCUACCUAUUCUUCUUCUUCUCUGAACCUUUGUCCUUCCCCUCGUUGCUGCUCCUCACUUGCGCUAGCUGCUCCUGUUCCCUACGCCUCUGCUACUGUUUCUUGCUUCUCUUCUGAACCUGAAGCUCUCUCUCUCUCUUAUCUCAAACUGCUAUAAACUUUAGAAGUGUAAUGUUCAGAAUUUUGUAAUGUUCAGGGUUGUGGAAUGUUCAGACUUGACAAGUUCUAGCAACUCAUUAUUUGUUCAGUUUAGUACCUGUAUAAUAAAGUACUUGUUAUGUUGGACCUGGCUAGUUGAGGCCUUGUUAAUUUGGGUGAUAAUUGAUCUAUUAGAAUGUGCUUCUGUGUAUUACUAUUCUGCUAGUAUAUGUGCGUGUUCACCUUGUGUACUAAUCCCCUUUCCUAGUUAUCUUCCAGUACUUGUCAACUUUGUGUGUGUUUGAUUUUCAGUCCAUGUGUUAGCUCAAGUACCUGUGCCAUAUAAAUAUGUGUGUGUGCUUGUGAUUUAAAUAAUCUGUUUUUUGUUCAGUAAUUCAUACGCUUGCUAGAUAUAUAUGGUCAUGCCUUUUGAAUUCCCUUGUCACUGAUGUUAGCCUUUUAGUUUCUAUAAUAAUAUGAAAAUACCAAAAAGACAGAGUAAAGAUAAUCUUCAUCUCCCUUUGCUUCUGUCAUUUUCUUUGUUGAUGAUCCUUGUUAGUGUUAGGUUUAUUUUCUGUUUUCAUCAUUCAAUUGGGUCACCUAGCUUUAGUUGAACGUAGUUGCCGUCGCCUAGUCCCUGUGGAGAACACGACAUUCGUAGUUUGGGGCGUAAAAACCCCGCUAUAUUACAAUUGAUUAUUUUGGCGCCGUUGCCGGGGACUAGCGUCGAGCGAUUGUGCUAGGCUAUAGACUAGGUUUUUCUUGUUUUCAUCUUGUGCCAUAUAUUUGUGAUAUUUCUCAAGCCACUAACCCCUGUUCUAGUUAGUAUCUUUUUGUCUUCUUUUCCUUUUUGCAGGUUGGAUUAUCCUCUCGGAAAUGGCAUUCUAUUCAGAUCAUCAUGCUUAUGCGAGCAACACUACAAACAGCACAGAAACUAUUCAAGAACUGAUAGGUAAGAUUUCCCAUCGAUUAGAUGAUUUAGCUCGGCAGUGAGAAGUAGUUUUAGAGGAUAGGCCUAGUUCUUACUAUCCUUAUUCUAAAGGCCAUCCUUAUGUUGCUCCUACUUGCCAUAUUUGUGGAUUUCAGGGCCAUUCGCCCGCUGAAUGUCAGCGUGGCUACUCUCACACUCCGGAUUGUUUUGGCAUGAGCUUCGCUCAAGAGCAUAGCUCAUACCAAAACAAUUACUCACAUGGGUGGCCUGAAAUCCCGAAUAUGUCAUAUAGGAGCAACAACCCUGAGAUCUCACAGUUUGGUUCUAGUAAUCAUAUGCAGGGAUUUAGGUACAAUGAGGAGAGCCACAACUAUGCACCACAACAAUUCCAUUCAGCUCCUACUCAUAUACCACAGCACCAAGAGAUGUGUCCAAUGGAGUUAAAUGGUCCUCCAUUUGGUCAACCAACAACUCCAGCACCUGUUGUGCAAUCUCAUGUGCAAGUGCCCACACAAGAUGAGUUCGAUGACAUAGACAAGCUCACACUUUUGAGUCUCGAGUUCACUUGGAGUGCCGAGGAUGAUCCUAUUAGGAAGGUUAUACUAGAGGAAAUGAAGAAGAUUAAGAGUGGAAAGGAGCUAGUGGAUGAAGUAAGGAAGAUUGAGAAGAACAUCAACGCUGGUAGUACUAUCUCAUCUCUCCUUGAGCUGAGUGCUGCUGAGAUUUCUAGUCAUACAUGUGAGAUUCCAACACCUUCACAUUUCGUUGAGCAAGAUAGCAAGUGCCUUGAGCAAGAAAUACCUCAGAUUGAAGAAGAUGAACUAGAAGACAAGGAACAAGAUGGUCAAGAGCUGCAAUUCCCAAGUGAUCAAGUUGAAGACUCAUCAUCUACUACUCCUGAAGAAGUACAAGAAGCUGCUGUAGAUGAAGAUGAAGAACCUGAGAUUCAUUGGACUAUUAUCAUACAUGAGCAUGAUGUGUCAGGUUCGAGGUGACAUUCCUUGGGAUCCUGGUGGAGUCAGAGCAUGGCGAUGAGGAGAAGCAAUGGGGCACACAUAUGGAAGAGUGAAGCUGGAGCAUCCACGAGGAAGCAAGGGAGAAGAGCUGCAGCUGGUGAGGUGAUCGAGCGAAUGCUACAUGAUCAAAGCCCGGUGAGAUGUUUCAUGACCCAUUCUGAAUAUCAUAAAUACAUGCUAAAUUCAAUUGCUAGUUGGGUUGCUUGAGCUAGUUAUUACUUGUUGUCAAGCUGAAAUUCACCUUUGGCAUUGUGCUUGAUGUGAAUUUGUGAACUUGAUUUCUGAAUGCCUUGUAAACUAGUGAUCUACACCAUGCAUGCUUUGCUGAAAUUUGUGGAAGUUAUUAGUUUUGAGUGCUCAAAUCCCUAGUACACUAGAAAACUUGAUCAUUUUUUGCUUUUACCUUGAUACACCUAGAUCACCAUGUUUAGAUGCUGAAUUUGUGCUAAGUGUGUUCCCAUUGAGAGCAAUCACCUAACCACUAUGGAUUAGCAUGCUAUGUUCCCUGGAUCAGUAGCAUGUGAACCAGACAUGGAGAAGUGAUGAUUCCUGUUUUUGUGCUUAUGUGUUGUUCAUUUAAGAUAGGUAAUAAUGAAUAUAUAAGUCUGGCUACCUACAGUAGCAUGUCAUGUUCCCGGGAUCGGUGGCAUGUGAAAUCGGGUUAGCUUGGGCAGUAAUUAAUAAUAAUAAAAAAGUAAUUGUCGAACCAGGUGUAUACCAUGAUCUCGGGAUCGGUGGUAUGUUCCUUUGGGGAGACAAACAAAAAAAUUAAUAAAAAUUGGUUGAGCCAGGUGUAUACCAUGUUCUCGGGAUCGGUGGUAUGUUCCUUCGGUGAGACUAAUAAAAUAAUAUGUGUGUUUCUUUCAAAUUCAAUAAGUGGUUCAACCACAAAGUCAUAUUUCUGCAAAUAAGAGAUUUAGUUCCAGUUCUUUUUGUUCUCGGGAUCAUGCUCUCUUUAGGAACCAUUUGGCGCAGUCAUCAUUUAAACUUGUUGAUCCUCUUUUAUCAUUGUAAAAGUUUAAAAUGGUCAUGCUUACUAGUAUCCUACCGCUUUGAAGCACUCCUAACCAUUAAUUUUCACUAGCUAAGUCCAAAGCAUGCACUGUUUAGAGAUCUACUUCACUUGGUAUUCUCUAGUCAGCUCACUGUUCACAUUCUUGUUCUUGUCAUAUGCCUUUGCUCGAGGACAAGCAAAAGUUUAAGUGUGGGGAACUUGAUAAGCACAUUUCAUAUAUACAAUUUUGGCAUAGAAAUAUAUUAUUUAUUGAGAUAUGACCAUUAAUUCUUGCUGUGAAAUAUUGAAUAUUUGCAUGAAAAUCAUAUAAAGUAUCAUUUACUAGUCUUUGGUCUAUUUUGCAAAAAUGUGCGCAAAGGCACUAUAAAUCUUCAAGAUCCGUACUAAGUGGCUAAGAGAACGAAGAAGAGGAGGAAGAAUGGACCCGACCGUGAAGAAAAGAAGUAACCAGAGGGGCCAAGCUAAAGUUGGAGGGAUCAUCUUGUGAAGAAAGAAUAGAAGUGGAAGGGCAAAAGAGCAAAAGUGGCAGAUCAGAGGAGGGGGAUCAAAUCCCUAGCGCAGCCUCGAUCCCCUUCAGGCCUGGCUACAUCUCAUCUCUCUCCCUCUCCCCUUCUUCUCCAUCACCGGCCGCCGCCACGGCCAGGCCGGCGUGGUGGUGAGCCAUUCACCCAGCGCCACCAUCUCCUUCUCCUCCCCGAAGCCAUCCAUCUCCACCGUCCGCGCCCAGCGCCAACCAGCACCGCCUCCAUCCAUCACCCAGCGCCAACCAGCACCGCCUCCAUCCAUCACCCAGCGCCACCACUACUCCUCCUACCUCCAGUGCCUACAUCCACCACACCAGCCGCUCCCUCACGCGCCGCAUCAGACACUCCGGCGCGAGUGUCUGGUCACCCGCGUGAGUGUGCCACCCAACUCCUUCCGCCUCGGAUCCAUCUCGCAGACCACCAGUGUGCCACCACCAUCGCCAACUCCCUCUUCCUUCUUCUGCUCUCUGCCUGCUGCUGCUUCUUCUUCCCAUGCCCCUGCUGCUGCUUGCUCUCUCAAUCUCUGCUACUACUUCUCCAUCUCUUGCUGCUACUUCUUCUCUGAACCUCAUUUCUUCUCCUUGCAUCCCCUUGUUGCUGCUCCAUUCCCAAACUGCUGCUACCUAUUCUUCUUCUUCUCAGAACCUCUGUCCUUCCCCUCGUUGCUGCUCCUCACUUGCGCCAGCUGCUCCUGUUCCCUACGCCUCUGCUACUGGUUCUUGCUUCUCUUUUGAACCUGAAGCUCUCUCUCUCUCUCUUAUCUCAAACUGCUGUAAACUUUAGAAGUGUAAUGUUCAGAAUUUUGUAAUGUUUAGGGUUGUGUAAUGUUCAGACUUGACAAGUUCUGGCAACUCGUUAUUUGUUCAGUUUAGUACCUGUAUAAUAAAGUACUUGUUA